UCACCCAUCACACACACACACACACGCGUUUGGCCUGAAGCCCUGAACCCACUUUCUCCUCCUUCCUUCGUCCGUUCGCCGGCCGCCGCCGCCAGCCAUUACGUCACGAGUCACGCCGCCGUUGUGCCCCUGGUUCGAUCGCAGCGCAGCCUCUCUCUCAGGAUGAAGAUGUCAUUGCUUCGGCCUCUCGUGACGAGGCGAGGAUUCAGCACAAGCUCUGAGAAAUUGGUCGCUUCUGUGCUCUUUGAGAGAUUGCCCGUCGUCAUUCCCAAAAUUGACCCUGUUGUUUAUGCAUUUCAAGAAUUCUCGUUUCGAUGGCGACAGCAAUAUCAACGUAGAUAUCCUGAUGAGUUUCUCGACAAGUCUGAUGCAAGGGGAAAAGGAGAUUAUCAGAUUGACUAUGUGCCUGCACCUCGAGUCACUGAAGCUGACAAAACCAAUGAUCGAAAGUCAUUAAAUAGAGCUCUUGACAGAAGACUCUACCUUCUUCUCUUUGGUAAUGGAUAUGGGGCUCCAAGCGGAAAGCCUGUAUGGCAUUUUCCAGAGAAAGUUUAUGAAUCUGAGGACACUAUGCGUAAGUGUGCAGAGUCUGCGUUAAAAUCAGUCUUAGGAGAUCUUUCUAACACAUAUUUUGUUGGAAAUGCUCCAAUGGCCCAUAUGGUUGUUCAGCCUAAAGAAGACCUUUCAGGCUCCACAUCUUUUAAGAAUUUCUUCUUCAAGUCACAAGUAAUUGCUAAAAACCAGUUUGACAUCGGAAAAUGUGAGGAUUUUGUUUGGGUGACUAAGGAUGAGUUGUUGGAGUAUUUUCCUGAGCAAGCUGAGUUUUUUAACAAGAUGAUCAUUAGCUGAUAGCAGUGGAGGACAGUUGUUUGAUUCAAGUUAUUGCAACUUAGUUCUUUUAGUAUCUGUGGAGAUGACCUUGAAAGAAGAUCAACAACAUGACAGUUUUUUUGGCUCAACAAAAAGGUUUGGAUUCAAAGUUAAAUAGGGCAUCUCAAAUUUUGGAGACUUGUGUAAUGAUUCAAUGGAUGCUUGAAGCAUGUUGUUCAAAAUCUUAUUAUUUCUACUUGUCAUCCCUAUUUUCGCGUUAGUUGUACUGUAAUAAAAUUAAUUGCCAACUUGCCAUUGUGACCUUGAGACUUGAGAACAGGCCAAUAUUGUAGUUGUAGAUAGUCUCAGGAUAUCUUUGUUCACCAACUAGUCUUGUUUUGGAGUCCAAAAUAACACUUUUCUUAUGUCGAUCAAAUAUAUAAAAAAUCAUGUCCAUCAAUCGUUUACUAUUGGUCAAA
Messenger RNA from Lotus japonicus, 1289 nucleotides. RefSeq lists its product as uncharacterized. NCBI's taxonomy places the organism in Eukaryota, Viridiplantae, Streptophyta, Magnoliopsida, Fabales, Fabaceae. Gene Ontology annotation, cellular component: mitochondrial large ribosomal subunit. Gene Ontology annotation, molecular function: structural constituent of ribosome. Bases 163 to 849 code for a protein of 228 amino acids. The record is from RefSeq and is a predicted model, not a curated record. The transcript is spliced from 7 exons.